AUGGACAUAAACCUAAGACUUGGCAAACAUCUGACAGUCCUUGUCAUUUGCUUUUUUCUAAAGCAAAUAACUUGCACAGAUGUAGAGGAAAUUUCCGCUAACACCCUUGAAGAGGACCAUGUUGUUCAAAAACGAGACACUGAUGUAUCCAAUGCUGAAAAUAUAUACAACAGAUAUGAAGCGACUUUCAAGUCGGAGGCUACCUACUAUGGCGUUUAUCCCGGAGGUGGCGCAUGCUCCUUGGAUCCACUCUCUCCAAUGUCCUCGCAGCCUGGCUGGAUACGAGUAGCGGCCGGUGCAUAUGACUUCCAGAACUCCCUUGGCUGUGGAAUGUGCGUGGAAAUCAAAGGCUCAGGGAUAGGAAGUGGGUCAGAUCCUGUCACUGGAGUCAUAAAAGCCGUUGUUCAUGAUCUGUGUGGCGGAUGUGGAAAAGGUGGCUAUGACCUGUACAUCCCGGGUGACGGCAGAUGGGAGAUCGAAACAAAAGCCAUUGACUGUCCCACUGUCCCGGGAAAGAAUGGGAACAUUAUGUUUCGAUUCACUGAAAAUAACCCUUGGUAUGUUAAACUUCAAGCUAGAAACACCAAGGUUCCAGUUGCUGGGAUGGAAAUUUUAAAGAACGGAAAAUAUUCUUGUCUGAAACGGACAAGUGACAACCACUUUGUGGGAGAUGGCCUGGGUAAAGUGGAUUUUCCCAUGACUGUACGAGUGACGGCGGUGACGGGAGAGCAGCGGGAAGCUGUCUUACAGUCUAUGCAAAACGAUAAUAAUAUAAUGAGUAAUGUGCAGUUUUCUGGAUCUGGAGCUGGAGCCGGCCCAUCAAGUAUCAAAUGCGCGGGUCAAGGAAACAAACCACCGUAUCCCUCGGGGGGGAUGGUUCCAGGUGAAGGCAGUGGUCCAAGCUCCCCUCAGCCACCCCCUCGCCCUCCACCUCCACCCCCACCCUCCCCUCUCCCAUCACCAUCCACAGGGGGAGGAGGUGUCACAGCCCCUGGCACAGCUUCUGGGGGAGGAGCAGCUGGUUCAGACUUCUGUGCAAAUCGAAAAAGUGGUACGUACCCAGACCCUGACGACUGCGCGGGGUUCAUCAUCUGCAACAUCGGUAAAGCCCACCGUCAGAAGUGCUCCCCUCCCCAGCUCCUCCGUGCCGAUACAAUGAACUGUGAUCUACCAGAAAGGGUGGACUGUGGAACCAGGCCUAGGCGAUAUUGA
Pocillopora verrucosa is the source of this 1212-nucleotide messenger RNA. RefSeq lists its product as uncharacterized. NCBI's taxonomy places the organism in Eukaryota, Metazoa, Cnidaria, Anthozoa, Scleractinia, Pocilloporidae. The record is from RefSeq and is a predicted model, not a curated record. Gene Ontology annotation, molecular function: chitin binding. Gene Ontology annotation, cellular component: extracellular region.